This is a messenger RNA of Effrenium voratum, 786 nucleotides long. Lineage: Eukaryota; Dinophyceae; Suessiales; Symbiodiniaceae. The record is from the annotation of a GenBank genome assembly.
AGCGCAGAUGCAUCAACAGGGAUCCAUACUGUCCGGCAACUUCGCAAUGGCCGACGGCCGUGAGAAUAAGGACCAGGCCUUGUUGGAGCGAAUCCUGCAGGAGCUACGACUGAAAGCGUGUACCCGCCUCUCCUCCCAGGACAGCACUGAUGCGUCGCCCUCCAACGGCACUGAGUCGCCGGUAUCUAGCUGGGCCUCUCCGAUCUUGAGCUGGUCCACUCCGGUGAAAGCCCCGAUUCUGCCGUUGGCGGAGCUUUUGCCGCUGGCUCCGGCGCGCAGAUGUGAGACAUGGCGCAUCGUGAACCCUGGCGCCAAGUUCAAGGCCAGCUGCGGCUUUCCGCUGGUCUCCCCGCAAUUCAGCAAUGAUCUCCUGGAAGACUUCCGAGUGAUCUUUGCCCCGGGCUCCGCCUGGAAGGGCCGCAAGCCCAAAGAGUCCCCGCAGGCUUCGCGGUUUGGCUCCCUCCAGUUGAAGUUCCUCCUGGGCGAAGACAAUGGCACCGAGCUGCAGAUCUUCUUCACCGUGGGCGGCGGCGGCGUCGCCAGUCGCCUGGGGCCCUUCAAAGCCUCCAGCCGCCACAGCGUCUCGGAGAUCUGCGAGCUGCCCGUCGACUGGCGAACCCAGGAGCACUCGGUGCUGACCAUCGGUGUUGAAAUCGUCGCCGCCUAGAGAUCAAACAGCAAUCAGGAGUACAGAGGUCGUGACCACCCUGAGUUCUCUCGUCUGCUUUCAGCUCCGGUCCAUGGAGUGGACAUCCGGGAGAUAUUUUUACCUAGUUGUCUUGGGAU